CUAAUCGCAUUUUGCAAUAGCCCUAAUCCAUCAUCCGUUCUCUCGCCUUCUCAUCACCGGUCGCGCCUUCCAUCACAACUCUCUCAUCACCGGUCGCACCUUCCAUCACAGCUCUCUCAUCAUGCCUUCCAUCCCAGCUCUCUCAGUCGUUCUCUCGCCUUCCAUCACAGCUCUCUCAUCACGGUCUCGCCCUUCCAUCACCGGUCAACGAUUCGAACUUCUUAAAGUGAAAGCUUGAACCAUCACUCUCUCUGUCUUCCUAUUCCCAACCCAACCAUUCCUAUUCCAGACAUCAUCUAAGUAGAUUUUGAAGCAAUUCGGCUUCGAGUGCGUAGGGGAAGAAGUGUCGUCAUCAAGCCGAGAAUACGGAAGCAGCCAAAGCAGUAAACAAGAUCAGGAGGAAAUAAUCGAUCGUAGCUUGGAUUGUUGGAACAAGUUUUGUCGUUGAUUAGUCUGAUUUCGUUUUUCAGGUCCGAGGUGCUCUUGAAACUCUUGUUAGUGCUUUGACUCCAAUUAAUCAUCUAAAAGGGCCAAAGAAUGAGGUUCAACCAGCUUUAAUGAACACUGAUUUGCUUUCUAGGGAAGCAGAAAGCAUUUCUCUUCUUCUAAGUCUGUUGUCGGAGGAGGAUUUCAAUGUACGGUAUUAUACACUUCAACUUUUGACGGCCCUUCUUACAAAUUCUCCAAAUAGGUUACAGGAAGCCAUCCUGACCAUUCCUCGUGGUAUCACUCGGCUUAUGGAUAUGCUUAUGGAUCGUGAGGUUAUACGAAACGAAGCCUUGUUACUCCUAACUUACUUGACACGUGAAGCUGAGGAAAUUCAAAAAAUCGUGGUCUUUGAAGGUACUUUUGACAAGAUUUUAGGUAUUGUAAAUGAGGAAGGGGGUUCAGAAGGUGGCGUCGUUGUGCAGGACUGUCUCGAAUUGUUGAACAAUCUCCUAUGUAACAAUGCAUCCAAUCAGGUACUUUUGAGGGAGACGUUAGGCUUUGAUUCCAUAUUGCGCACAAUUUUUAGCAUUCCUUUAAUUUCUAGCAUUUUGUCUGUAAAUGAAGUGGGUGUGAAUAUUUUGAAGCUUUAGAUUGUAUGAAAGUUCAAAGGUAUGUACAACUAUAUUUUCACAUUGUGUAAUGCACUGCUGUUUCAGAACACUUUGGCUUUCAUCAUUACCAAUUUAUUAUCUAAUUACUUUUCUGUUCAGCUGUUUCUGGAUUCUUGUUCUAUUAUUCAUUUCAUUAGAUCUGUCCGGAUGUUUCAUAGUAAUACUCAUGGUAGUUCAAACUUUUUUUUUUUUUUUUUUGGCAGGAAAACAUAAAAGAACUUCAAAAAAGUUACUCUGACUCGCCUAUUGGUAGUUCCAAUGAUUUGUUCUCCAUUGUGAGGGGAGAAGAGAGAACUGGUUGUGUGCGGAUACUUGGCUUCGGGCCUACACCAAGCGAUGUUUGGGGGCCCUCUCCUAGUAAAGUUGAACUAAUUAAUAAUGCGAAAAAAUCUGAUGAGAGGCACGUGCUGCACGCGUAGAGUUGCAGGAGAGCAUUUCAAAAAUGCAAGCCGAGUAUGACAACAAGUUGGAAAAUUUACGAGCCAACUAUGAUAACAUGUUAGAAAAUUUACAACAACAGGUGGUUAUGCUAAUGCAGAUGCAACAACAGUGGACAGGGUUUUGAUUCUUUAAAUGCUCCUCCUAGAGUAUCCCCAAAUUCAUUUUAUAGUCGUGAUGUCAAUUCAGUUAAGGUUAUGAACUUUUAAUUUCUCUUAUAUAUAUGUUAAAUUUUCAUUUAUUAUAAUGUGUGCGUAAUGAAUUUAUAAAAAAAUGUAGGGUAAUUCAAAUCUAAUGGGCAACAAGACUUGUUGAAGUUGAAGAUGGGGUCAUGGCUGUGCUUUCUGAAUUUCCUUCACCUUGGAUGGGUUCUUUUUGAAAAACUUGUACUACAUUUGUUAAAAAUUCUUAAUUCUUUUUGUCUGACAUUUAGUAGCUUUAUUUAGACAAUUUGGAUGGUAUAUUGGCAGGUUAACUUGUGGUUGUAUUAGUAUACAUUUUUGCUUUUUGGUUGACAUUUAUCAGCUUAACUUGUGGUUGUAUUAGUAGCCAAUUUUGAUGGUAAUUUUCAUAUUGGCAUGGUUAACUUUGUGGUUGUAUUAUGUAAAAACAAUUUGGAUGGUAUUUUUAUAUUAACUUGUGUUAUGUUGGAUGACA
Messenger RNA from Cornus florida, 2195 nucleotides. RefSeq names its product golgin candidate 6-like. Gene Ontology annotation, cellular component: ER to Golgi transport vesicle membrane; Golgi stack; endoplasmic reticulum. Lineage: Eukaryota; Viridiplantae; Streptophyta; Magnoliopsida; Cornales; Cornaceae. The coding region runs from base 558 to 1079 and encodes 173 amino acids. The transcript is spliced from 10 exons. Gene Ontology annotation, biological process: intracellular protein transport; endoplasmic reticulum to Golgi vesicle-mediated transport; transcytosis. The record is from RefSeq and is a predicted model, not a curated record.